CCUCCUCCUCCUCCUGCUUCUCCUCCUUCCUUCCUUUUGCCAUGGGUCUGCUGAGCAUCCUGAAGAAGAUGCGGCAGAAGGAGAGGGAGCUGCGCCUCCUCAUGCUAGGCCUGGACAACGCGGGCAAGACCACCAUCCUGAAGAAGUUCAACGGGGACGAGAUCGACACCAUCUCGCCCACAUUGGGCUUCAACAUCAAGACGCUGGAGCACCGCGACUUCAAGCUCAACAUCUGGGACGUGGGUGGCCAGAAGUCCCUCCGCUCCUAUUGGCGCAACUACUUUGAGAGCACGGACGGGCUCAUCUGGGUGGUGGACAGCGCCGACCACCCCCGGCUGGAGGACUGCAAGCGGGAGCUGCAGAGCCUGCUGGUGGAGGAGCGCUUGGCCGGAGCCACCCUCCUCAUCUUUGCCAACAAGCAGGACUUGCCGGGCGCCUUGACCGCCACCGCCAUCCAAGAGGCUUUGGACCUGGAGGGCAUCCAGAGCCACCACUGGUGCAUCCAAGGCUGCAGCGCCUACACCGGAGAGAACCUCUUGGCCGGCAUCGAUUGGCUUCUGGACGACAUCUCCAGCCGGGUUUUCACCGCCGAAUGAGCACCCAUCAUUUCUGCUCUAGUUCGGACUGCACUCCGGACAGAUUCCGAACCUCUUCUGGGUCUUGUCCUACACUGCAGGGCAGGGCUGCGCAA
Molecule: messenger RNA, 691 nt
Organism: Anolis sagrei ordinatus
Lineage: Eukaryota; Metazoa; Chordata; Lepidosauria; Squamata; Anolidae
Gene: ARL2
Product: ADP ribosylation factor like GTPase 2
Biological process (GO): protein folding
Cellular component (GO): cytoplasm; microtubule cytoskeleton
Molecular function (GO): GTP binding; GTPase activity
Source: RefSeq, a predicted model, not a curated record